CAGAAGGAUUUCAGGGUGGAAGAGAAACGUCGGCUGUUCUGUGCCACAGAGUCAGCGGAUGAGUCAUUUGUGUCCUCUUUUUGAUGCCUUCUUUGAUUGUCCGUGGAAGAAGAUCCGGAGUGGAGCGCGUUGACUCGCUGCUGGAGCGAGCCGGCUGACGGAGGAAAUGCGACGUUAUUCAAAGAAGAAUCUUGUUUUGCCAGCGCUGCUCUUCAUAGUUGGAUUGUACCUCAUUAACCGGCUGGACUUCCCCGUUUCUGGCCGGACAGGGUCACAUGAACCAACUGUAAAAGAAUUAACUUGGCAAGCAGACAGGCUGGUUAAUAAGGAGUCCUGGAUCGAACGGGGAGAUUACCUGCCUUUCAAUGUGUCCUAUCAGCUGCUUGCUGGUGCACCAUCUACUCAACAGAGGUAUUUGUCAAUUGGAUUGUCAUCGGUGAAGAGGAAGAAGGGCAGCUACCUAAUCCCCACUUUGCAGUCAAUCUUCACCCAGUCUUCUCCUGAAGAGCGCUCCUCCAUGGUGGUGGUAGUGCUGCUAGCAGAUUUUGAUGUCAGUUGGAGAGUUGCUACAGUGAGUGAGAUCAACAGUGCGUUUGCCUCUGAGCUGGAACAAGGCCAGCUGGUGGUGUUCCAUGUUCCUCAGGAUUGGUACCCUCCUCUUACAGAUCUAAAGAGGAACUAUAAUGAUGCUCCAGAAAGGGUAUCAUUCCGCUCCAAGCAGAACCUGGAUUACUCCUUCCUGAUCAACUACAGUGCUGGUUUUAGCCAAUACUACCUCCAGCUGGAGGAUGACGUCUCCUCUGCAAGAAACUUCUUUACCACCAUCAAGAGGCGCAUUGAGGAGCAAGACGCAAAGAAAAAUACCUGGACAAUGCUGGAAUUCUCAAGUCUCGGCUACAUCGGGAAACUCUACAAAACAGCAGAUCUUCCUCAACUGUCUCGCUUCCUCUACAUCUUCUACCAGGAAAUGCCCUGCGACUGGUUGAUGACUCAUUUCCGAGUGGUAAUGACUCAGAAACUGCCAAUCAUCUUCAAACCCUCACUGUUCCAACAUGAGGGGUCUUUCUCUUCGUUCGAAGGGACAUACAACAAGCUAAAAGACAAGGACUUUGAGGAGUUAUACACCAAUCCGUCAUCUAAGGUUUACUCUGAUAUGUCCACAUACAAGAAUCACUUCCCCAAACUGGCGUGGGAUGCCGGGGAGACAUUCUUCUGGGGACGCUCCCCAGAAAAAGGAAAUUACCUGACUGUGGUGUUCACAGGCCCUGCAGUAGUGACAGGGAUAUCUGUAGAAACAGGGUCAGCAGGCAAAGACCUCCUGGAGUCGGCUCAGGUGGAGAUAGGCCAUGACGUGUUUUCUAACAAGGAACAGGAGAAGAGCUGUAAAGAGUUCCAGUCAGUAGGGAUGUUAAAGAAUGGGAGGUUUGAGAUGCAACAGAUAGACCAAAAGUAUAGCUCUGCCUCUUCCUGUCUGAGGAUCCUAGUCACAGCUGGGCAGAGCGAUUGGGUAAUCAUUAAAAAAAUCAGAAUCUCAACCAAAAUGAGUACACCUCCACAUCAAGCAUAGCAGUGAAACUUUUCUUCCUGACAAAUUAAUAACUUAUCUUGGUUUGAUCUGCUGUGCCUUGUGUGAAUGCUGAACAUAUGAAUCUUGUGCCUUGUUAAACAGUUUCACUGAUGAAUCAACAUCAUGAGUUGGAUGCUACCUGAGUAAAAUCAACCACACUAAGACCCGUCCAAGCUGGUACAGUUAAUAGGCAUUUAUUUUUGUAGGUAUUUUUUUUUCAUCUAUUAAGCAUUGAAUGAAUACAUUCAUUGGUCCUGUUCGGCAUCUUGGUGUCUUUGCUCAGAGGAUGACUGCGCUCCUUGGCUGGCUACUUUGUCCACCACAUUGCUCACUGGUCCUCCCUUUCCAGUACUGGCCGUACUAUUGGUUCUCUCUCCAGGAGCAGGCUCCAAAGCUGGCUUCUCUUCAGCCACAGAGCACUCGCUGGCAGUUCUCUCACCUCCAGUGAAGGGGAGGUUCUGAGAUGCUGGUCGGGCUUCUGCUGCAGAGGAUGGGGCGACAACAUCCUGCUGUAUAUUCCAAGCGGUCUGAAAGAAAUAAGAAUAGACAAUGGCCUGAGAUGACCUGAACAGACAUGAGGGCAAACUUGAGUCUUACUGUUAACUGCUCUCAUUAAUGAAGAGUUGAAUUCAUAAGAAAUAAAACACUUUUGCUCACUUCAGUGUGCUCAGGAGUUUUGCUGCUACAGUUUUACUUGGCCUGGUAUAGCUUCUGGUGUCUUAUGUUAGCUAACAUUAGAUGCUAUAGAUUAAGUUUGUUCUUGUACUUGUACUGUUACAUUAUGUGUUGGCAUUGACUAUUAUCCUGCAUUAGUCACGCGUGGUCACAGUAGCUGCUGUUCAGCAAAACUUAAUAGUCUUGCUUUCAUGACGGUGAAAACAUGGCUUCAAAUCGUAAGUAUUUUUCUAUUACAUUAAAUAUUGAUGACUUGUUACUACAGCUUU
Molecule: messenger RNA, 2511 nt
Organism: Chelmon rostratus (copperband butterflyfish)
Lineage: Eukaryota; Metazoa; Chordata; Actinopteri; Chaetodontiformes; Chaetodontidae
Product: alpha-1,3-mannosyl-glycoprotein 4-beta-N-acetylglucosaminyltransferase C-like
Exons: 5
Coding region: 167-1567 (466 amino acids)
Biological process (GO): protein N-linked glycosylation
Molecular function (GO): acetylglucosaminyltransferase activity
Source: RefSeq, a predicted model, not a curated record